Messenger RNA from Myripristis murdjan (pinecone soldierfish), 1587 nucleotides. Its product is annotated as glycogenin-1-like. The record is from RefSeq and is a predicted model, not a curated record. Bases 38 to 1162 code for a protein of 374 amino acids. The transcript is spliced from 7 exons. Lineage: Eukaryota; Metazoa; Chordata; Actinopteri; Holocentriformes; Holocentridae. Gene Ontology annotation, molecular function: glycosyltransferase activity.
GCGCAGGGGGCGUGUGCUCUGUCACGUGACCUGGACUAUGUGGGGUUUAAUUCCUGUGUUGGACUGCUCCCAGCUGCUGAGCCUCUGCCCGCCGCACUGCAAGCCCUCCAGCCGGCCCAGCAGACCCGCCGACCCCCGGGCGGACUCCCCUCAGCGCGCCAUGUCGGACCAAGCAUUUGUGACGCUGGCCACCAAUGACAGCUAUGCCAAAGGAGCGAUGGUUCUCGGCCAGUCGUUACGCAACCACAACACAACCAGGAAGCUGGUCGCCCUGGUGGGACCGCACGUGACAGAACCUUGCAGAACUGCGUUGCACUCCAUAUAUGACGAGGUGUGUGUGGUGGACAUCAUGGACUCCGGCGAUGCGUCCCACCUGGCCUUGAUGAAGCGUCCCGAUCUGGGAGUAACGUUCACCAAGCUGCACUGCUGGACUCUCACACAGUACAGCAAGUGUGUGUUCAUGGACGCAGACACACUGGUGCUAUCUAACAUAGAUGAGCUGUUUGAGAGGGAGGAGCUGUCUGCAGCACCGGAUCCUGGUUGGCCGGACUGUUUCAACUCGGGGGUUUUUGUCUUCAGGCCGUCCAAUGAGACUCAUGAGAAGCUGCUGGCAUUCUGCAGUGAAAAUGGCAGCUUUGACGGUGGAGACCAAGGGGUUCUCAACAGCUUCUUUAACACCUGGGCAACAGCAGAUAUUUCCAAACAUCUGCCCUUCAUCUACAACCUCAGCAGUAUCGCCAUCUAUUCCUACCUACCAGCUUUCCGACAGUUCGGCCACGACGCCAAAGUGGUGCACUUCCUGGGCAAAACGAAGCCGUGGAACUACACGUAUGACGUCCAGAGUGGGCAGGUCAGAGGCCACUCGCUGUCCCCUGACCCGUCCCAGCUGCACCCUGACUACCUGGUCAUGUGGUGGCAGAUCUACGCCAAAUCAGUGCUGCCCUCGCUGCAGCAGGCCUACGGAGAUGCACCCUUCAGCACUGGCUUUACAGAGGAUAAGAUUCAUGAGGAUGUGAAGGGGGCGCAGCUGUCCGCUCCUCCCCCUCCGCCACAGAUUUCAUCCGAGGAGAGGAAGCAGCGCUGGGAGGCCGGUCAGGUCGACUACAUGGGUGACGACUCCUUCGUCCACAUUGAACGCAAACUCGACUCCUUCUUGAAGUAGGAGCCAGGCGAGGGAGGACAAUGGACAGAGAGAGCACCAGUCGGAGGCCACGGAUUGCUCUGAGGGUUGGGAUCAACCAAAACUCGACCAGAGGGGCCUGAUGUGUAGGAUGACUGAAUGAAUGACUCUGUGCACCUUGGGCCUCACUCUCUGCAUCCUGCCUGAGUGUGUACGUGUAUGCGAGUGUGUGUGUGUGUGUGAGCAUGUGAAAAUGGCAGUGGUCUUUAAAAAAAAAAAAAAAAAAAAAAUCACAUGCUCUCUUCUUGUUCAUUUCCCUCUGGCAUGUUCUCGUGCAUCUGAUGUAAAAUCAGAUAUAUUUGUGGUGAACUUUCACAGUCCCGGGUCUUCCGAAAUGUAAUGCAAGCUUGUGGAAAUGUUCAGCAACAACAGCAAGCCGGCCCUCUCUGACCCUCCAUCAGCUCAGA